UGACUUGGCCUUAAUAUAGUUUUAAUAGAUUGUUCAGUAUAUAAGUGGUGCAAUACAGUAGAACAGGGCCUACUGACCAGUGCACCGAGCUGGCUGUACACGGCAUUUGAGACUCGUCAACUACUUCAACAAUGAGUGUCCAUUGGAACCCGCCUAAGUCGGAAUUAGAUGUCAAAGCUAAUGGUCUUUCCCCGGAAGAUGUUGAAGUCGACUCACUGGCGAUAGCGUCUUCCCGACUCCAUGUGACACGGACCGACUGUGAGCCUCUGACCACACCAAUAUAUCAUUCCUCUACUUACAAAACCAUCUCUAUUGAUCAGUAUUUGGGCGUCCUUCAAAAUGGCGGUUACAUAUACUCUCGACUUGGCAAUCCGACCUGUGAAGCUGCAGAAUGCAGCAUCAACGCUUUGGAGGGUGGAGCAGGAAGCAUUGUAUUUACUUCCGGAAUGGCGGCCAUUACCACGACGCUGAUUGGCUUGCUCUCUGCUGGAGAUCACGUGGUCAUUUGUGAGCCAGUCUACAGCGGGACGCUCGUGUUCGCUAAGGGAACGCUGCUCAGGUUGGGGAUUGAGGUGUCAUUUAUUGAGGCUAAUAAUGUAAAGGAGUACAGGGAAGCAAUCAAACCCAAUACCAAGUUACUUUACGCGGAAGUCCCACGGAAUCCGACCAUUGAUGUUUUAGAUCUAGAGGAAUUUGGAAAAUUAGGCAAAGAUCACCCAAACUUGGUAACAUUCGUGGACUGCACGUUUGCCUCUCCUUACCUUCAGCAGCCCAUAAAAUAUGGCAUCGAUAUUUCCAUGCAUAGUUGCACCAAGUAUCUUGGCGGUCACUCAGACCUCCUCGGAGGCUGCUUGACAUUGCGAACGGUGGAACUUUGGAAGAAGAUAAAGGUGAUCGCAGUCACUAUGGGUGCUACUCUUUCUCCAUGGGAUGCAUCCCUUCUUAUUAGAGGCAUAAAGACACUGCCAAUUAGAAUGCAACGGAUAAGCUCAACCGCUCUUAAACUUGCGACAUUCCUCGAGAAACACCCAAAGAUUGCCCGCGUUCACUACCCGGGCCUUCCCUCAGACCCCUCUCACGAAAUCGCCAAGAGGCAGAUGUCGCCAAAAGGAUUUGGCGGCAUGAUCUCCUUCGAAAUCAAGGGUGGAAUUGAGGCGGGAAAGACAUUAGUCGAGGGUGUCAAGUUGAUUCACCUGGCGGUAUCAUUAGGAGGCGUCGAGUCCUUGAUUGAGCAUCCCGCGACCAUGACCCACGGCUCGAUGGUCAUGUCGGACGAGGAAAGACGGACGGGGAGGAUCACACCUGGUCUCAUUCGGUUCAGCGUGGGACUCGAGGACCCGGACGACCUUCAAAAGGACCUAGCACAGGCGCUGUCGAAGGUCAAAUCAGAUUAGUCGUGUCGAAAUUUGGCCUUGACCUUUUCUCAAACCACAUGGAGCUGGCAGAGGCACUGAAUAUGCAGAAAACUCCUGAAAGAAUUGAAUUGUGAUCAAGCUAUCGCUUCGUGACAUUUGUGAUUACUCAGACAUUAGUUAUCAUUCGUCUACCAAUGACUAUUUGAUAAUCUGUAGGCAAUUUUUUAGCCUGUGGCCUGUGAGUGAGAUUAACCUAAUUGAAAGUGUUCGUGUUUCAAUUAAUCAAUUCAGAUUCCGGCGGAUGCUCAGAACACCCUUUCCUUGCUCUAUGCUUCGUUGUGCUCCUUCCAGUUACUGCCAUGAAGUGCAAGCGGUGAAUGAAUGUUCCUGUCAAGGUGACAACUUACCUUCAGUGGAACAUUACGUUGAAGACGUGCCUUAGAGAGUGUCUAUAUUCUGUAGGCCCUACAUGUACAUCAGCUGUCAAAUGAACACAAUAAAGAAUAUUUCGUUCUAUUGUCAA
Lineus longissimus is the source of this 1878-nucleotide messenger RNA. Its product is annotated as L-methionine gamma-lyase-like. Gene Ontology annotation, biological process: transsulfuration. The coding region runs from base 132 to 1394 and encodes 420 amino acids. The record is from RefSeq and is a predicted model, not a curated record. Lineage: Eukaryota; Metazoa; Nemertea; Pilidiophora; Heteronemertea; Lineidae. The transcript is spliced from 9 exons. Gene Ontology annotation, molecular function: carbon-sulfur lyase activity; pyridoxal phosphate binding. Gene Ontology annotation, cellular component: cytoplasm.